This is a messenger RNA of Fusarium odoratissimum NRRL 54006, 480 nucleotides long. RefSeq lists its product as uncharacterized. NCBI's taxonomy places the organism in Eukaryota, Fungi, Ascomycota, Sordariomycetes, Hypocreales, Nectriaceae. The record is from RefSeq and is a predicted model, not a curated record. The coding region runs from base 1 to 480 and encodes 159 amino acids. The transcript has 2 exons. Gene Ontology annotation, cellular component: membrane.
AUGCAGAACCUCCUACUGCUUAUCGGGCCGCCUUUCCACGCCGUCUCAAUUUAUAUGGUGUUCGGAAGACUCAUUGCUGCCUUGAAUGCGGAACAGUAUUCCAUCAUUAAGCUCAAAUGGUUCACGAAGUUCUUCCUUAUCGGCAAUGCCCUGUCCAUUCUCGCUCAAGCAGCUGAUGGUGGAAUGCUCUCUAGUGCAGACACGAAAGAGGCCUUGGACCAGGCAAAGAUGAUCGUCCUCAUUGGUCCCGGAGUCCAAAUUAUCUUUUUAAGCUUAUUUCUGGUCGCUACUGUGAUCUUCCACUACCGCAUUCAUCGCCGGCCGACCACCAAGAACUCCAAAAUGACUUCACCGCGGAAAAGACUUUUUAUAGUUCUUUACGGCACGUGCCUUCUCAUCAUGCUGCGAUCGAUCUUCCGAGUUGCGAAAUAUACUAGAGGGAAGGAGGGAGAGCUAAUAGCCAAGGAGUUCUAUAUUUAA